CCGGGUCAUCCAACAAAGAAUACUGCCCUUCUUCGUAUCCCCGUCCAUCCCCUUCACGUCACACAAGACACCUCUCCAACUACGGUACGCAACCAAACAAGCAAGCAAAGUUACCGCAGAGAACAACACCUUACCAGCACUACCACCAGCACCAGCACCAGCAGCCUUCGAUUUCUCACCAGCUCCACACAAAACAUGCAACGCCACACGCCGGUAUCACCACCAAUCCACCAUCCCGUACCGCAACGACCUGUGCAAGUGCCCGUCAUGCAAUCCCCCCCUCCACCUCCACACUCGUCGGAUCCAUACGACAACCCCUACGGCGGCGGCGGAGCUCAGCAAUACCCCCAGCAGGGGAAUGCUUACCCGCAGUUUGGCGGGUUCGGCGGCGCGGCUGCGCCCGCUUUCUUCGCAGACCCUAUGACUGCACAGAUGGGCUUCAAUGUGGCCCGCGCGGCCAUGUCGGGCGGCACGGAUUUGGCGGAGAAGAACAUAUCCCGCUACCUCUCCUCGCUAAAACCGUACUUCGCCGUCACCAACAUCUACGUGAUCCGCAAGCUGCACAUCCUGGUGAACCCAUGGCGACACGGGAUGUGGUCACGGCAGUCCACCGCGCGCGCGUCGGCGCAGCGGCCGGGUGAGGCGGAGUCGAUCUACCUCCCGCCGCGCGAGGACCUCAACGCGCCGGACAUGUACAUCCCUUUGAUGUCGUUCGUGACGUACAUCCUGCUAUCGGCGCUGCUGUACGGGCUGUCGGGGACGUUCCACCCAGAGCUGCUGGGGUACACUGCGAGUACCGCGCUGGGCGCGGUGAUCUUCGAGCUCGUCGGACUGAAGCUCGGGUGCUACCUCCUCAAUAUCAGUAACUCCCAGAUGCUCGAUCUCGUCGCAUACAGUGGAUAUAAGUUCGUCGGCAUCAUCAUCUCGAUCCUCGCCACGAGCUUGUUAGGCCGUGGCUGGCUCUCCUGGAUCGUCUUUGCCUACUGCUACUCGGCGCAGGCGUUUUUCUUGCUCCGGAGCUUGAAAUACGUGCUUCUCCCAGACGCGGACGGGCACGCCGACGCAACUAACGUGUACUCGACGAACGCGCCGCGGAUGCAGCGGAAACGGCGCAUGUGGUUCCUGUUCGGCUACUCGUACCUAGUGCAGUUCCUGUUCAUGCUCACGUUGACCUCCGGAGUGGGGAAGGCGAAGGUCAAGGUUUGAUGCGUGAAUUUUCGAGGGAUUGCGGGCGUGGAUUGGUUGUUUAAGCUGCGAGGGAGGGGUGCAUUGGAGGUGAUUUACUAUGUAUAUGCAUACGCUUUGUCGUCUCACUUGUAGGGUGGGGGGACACGCAAUAAUAAACUGCCCGUUUCUGCUA
Molecule: messenger RNA, 1360 nt
Organism: Tricharina praecox
Lineage: Eukaryota; Fungi; Ascomycota; Pezizomycetes; Pezizales; Pyronemataceae
Product: YIF1-domain-containing protein
Exons: 3
Coding region: 196-1206 (336 amino acids)
Biological process (GO): endoplasmic reticulum to Golgi vesicle-mediated transport
Cellular component (GO): Golgi membrane; endoplasmic reticulum membrane; endoplasmic reticulum-Golgi intermediate compartment
Source: RefSeq, a predicted model, not a curated record